UAUAACACGACCUUGACCAUUCUUAGCUGUGUUAACUGUUUAUAUAUUACUAUGUAUGGAAAGUAAAAUUCUGGAGAUGUCAACAAUUUUACAAAGAGUACAUGAUGUGGAUACUAGUCUAAUUAAGCCAACAGAUAAUGUAGUUCAUGUACAGACAAACAAAUACACACACACAGAUGUCGCUGAACAUUCAGAUAUGACGUCUUGUUGGAUAAUAAUUGAUAGCAAAGUAUAUGAUGUCACCAAGUUCUUGUAUGAGCAUCCUGGUGGAUAUGAUAUACUUCUGGAACACGCUGGAAGGGACGCGACAUGUGCCUUCGAAGAGGUGGGACAUUCCAGAGAUGCACUACAAAUUCUUCAAGAUUUUUGUAUUGGCGAUGUCGUAAGCACCAAAUAAAGGAUAACCAAUAAGAAAGACGAUACCAAUUAUUCUGUCUCAGAUUGUACAGUGACCGAUUAUAGUAUUUUAUAUCAGCUGGCAGCAUCCUUGUACAGUAAUUGAUAAUAGUAUUUUAUAUCAGCUGGCAGCAUCCUUUUAUAAUAAUUUAUUUCGUGCAUAUUUGAUUAGUUGAAUGAUUUGUACUUUUUAUAUAAUAUUGAUGUCGACACAGUAAUAAUAAUUAUAAAGUGUACCAAAUUGUAAAAUCUCUGGCUCCUUUUUGGAAAGUCAAUUUGCAAUUUAAAAACCAAUGACUAUUGUUACUUUUAUCAGUACAUUCUUAUCUUUAUCUCUACUUCUAUGCAGUCAGAGAGUUUACAACUCCAUUGUUAAAAUGUUUAGUGCUCUCUGUCAGAUACUGGGGAAUGGGAGAUCAAAAUGUAUAAAUAAUGGAACAAGGACACAGGGAAAUUUCACUCACAUGAAUUUCAUGUGAAUCUCACGUGAAUUUUUAUACGUGAAACUACCGUGAAAUCAGUUCAUGUGAUUUUCACGUGAAUUUUGAAAAUAAAGUUAUUCAAAUAACAUCUAAAUUUUCAAAUUUAAUUAAAAUCAUGAAAAACACCAAUUUUUUUUUUUUGGAAGUUCACAUGAAAUUCACGUGAAAAAUUUCACGUGAGAUUCAUAUGAAUCUCAAUUCACGUAAAACUCACAUGAAAAUUUUCAUGUGAGUUUCAUGUAUAAGCUCGUUUAGGUGAAUUUCUCAUGAAAUUUUUCAUGUGAAUUUCACGUGAGAUUCAUGUGAAAUUCAUGUGAGCAAAAUUUGCCUGUGUAUGGUUAUUAUAUUUAACAUUAAUAAGACCUACCUCUGUAUUGCGUUAUAUUACUUGUUUGUUACUGACCUCAUACUCCUGGUAACUUUGUCACAUUUAAUCAUCAGUGGUUUAUUGACAUGUUUGUUUUAUACUUUGAUUGUUAUUGUUUGUUGUUAAACUGUUGGACAGAUUUUCUUAAAUAUUUGACAAGAGUUUACGCUCAAAGGAAUGCUGUGAAAUUCAGUUUUUACUCUAUAUUUUUGCUUCAUCAAAGCAUAUCAAACUGUAUAUACACAUGUAAAUUUCGUCUGCUCUUCUCCCCGAGAAAAUCAAAUAGAUUUCCACGUAUUAUGGUAUACCAUUGUCCGUCCGUCCGUCGUCAACAUGUCGGACAAUAACUCAAAAACGCUUUAACCAAUUUGCACGAAACUUUUGUGAAUUGUUUAUAUCAAUUGACUUGAGCUUCCUUUCGAUUUUUAUAAAUUUUAGAUUUUACGUUUCCGAGUUAUGGGGUUUUAUUCGUUAAAAAGGAGGAUUUCCCAGUUUUCGGACAAUAACUCAAAAAUGCUUUGAGCAGUUUUCAUGAAACUUUGGUGAAUUGUUUAUAUCAAUUGAUAUGAGCUCCCUUUCGAUUUUUAUAAAUUUUAGAUUUUAUGUUUCCGAGUUAUGGGGUUUUAUUCAUUAAAACAGGGGGAUUUUCCAGUUUUCGGACAAUAACUCAAAAGUGCUUGACCAGUUUUUCAUGAAACUUUGGUGACUGGUUUAUAUCUAUUAAAAUAACCUCCCUUAAGUUUUUUUUAUAAAUUUCUGAAAUGACAUUUAGGAGUUAUGGAACCUAUUCUUUGAAAAAGCAACGGGCGUAUCAUGCGCUCAUGGCGCAGCUCUAUUUUUUUAAUGCGUAAAUCGUUUUGAGCUUUGUUGUGUAUUGACAUUUAUAUUGGCAUAUGUGAUAAAGCAUAGAUGUUUUACCAAGUCUUUCAUAUGUGUAAGUAUCUAGUGUUACAGAUGUGUGUUUAUUUCAUAUACUGACAGUUUUUUUUAUCUGUCCGCACAUCAUAGAAUUUAAAUGUUUAAAGGGUAAAGCUAUGCAGACUUCAGCCCUACCUACUGUAAAUUUUUUCUUUGUUGAUUUACUCAUUAUAACAUUGCCUAAAACAAAAUUUAUCAAACUUUAAACUUAUUUGAAGAAAAGGUAAAAAUCAGAGGAAUCUGCAUGGCUUCAACCCAUUACGUCACACAAGUAAAGGUUGCUUGUUCAUUCGUUAUGGUAAAUUGUUGGUUGUGGUGUACUGUUACAAAAUAAUUGUGAACUUAUGUUGAUCCUAAUUUACUUAUGUAAAUAAAUGUAAUAUUUUGUUAAUUGUAAA
Molecule: messenger RNA, 2561 nt
Organism: Mytilus californianus (California mussel)
Lineage: Eukaryota; Metazoa; Mollusca; Bivalvia; Mytilida; Mytilidae
Product: cytochrome b5-like
Exons: 4
Coding region: 56-397 (113 amino acids)
Cellular component (GO): membrane; intracellular membrane-bounded organelle
Molecular function (GO): heme binding
Source: RefSeq, a predicted model, not a curated record